AUGGAAUAUCCAAACACCCAGCAGCGCCUGCUGCACACGGGCUCCUUCACCGGCCUCCGGCCAAUGGAGAACCUGCACAGCUACUUUAAGCCCAAGUCGCAUCCCUUCUGCGCCGAUCCCGAGGGCUGGGGUCCUCUCAGCCCUAUUCGUUAUGACUUCACUCCCUGCUUCAUUGAUGUUUGGAUUGGCUCCGUCGCCGUCUUCGGUCUCCUCUUUGGUCCUCUUGCUAUCUGGUAUCUCCGGGGCAAGAACGACAACAAGACGCCCAAGGAUGUUGGCUACUGGCUUAAGCAGACCCUCUUCGGAGUCCUUACCGCAUCCGUUCUCGUUCAGCUGCUCUUCCAGGUCAUGGAGGCCAAGCAUGCCGACUUUCGCAUCGCCAUCACCUUGCUGCUACUCGCUUCCUUUGCCGUCAUCUUCUAUAUCCAGCACGUUGAGCACACCAGAAUUAGACACGCCAACGGUGUCGUCCUUUUCUACUGGCUCCUGCUCAUGAUUGCGCAGAGCGUCAAGCUCCGUUCGCUCAUCUCCCAGCAGCUUUACGCCCACGACAAGCCGUACUUUAUUUCCUACUGUGUCGGUUUUGGUCUCUCCGCCGCCGAGUUCGGUGUCGAGUGGCUGUGGCCUCGCUUCGGCACCCCCAGUGACUACCAGGCAAUCGCCGACGAGGACGAGUGCCCUGUCGAAUAUGCGACCGUCUUCUCCAAGCUCACCUUCUCGUGGAUGACCCCCAUGAUGCGAUUCGGCUACAAGAACUUCCUCACCGAAGACGAUCUCUGGGCUCUGGCCAAGGCUGACAAGACCAGCACUACUGGCGAGGGCUUCAGCAAUGCCUGGGAGCAUGAGAUGAAGAAUAGACCCAAGUCGCCCUCCUUGUGGCUUGCCCUCUUCCGCGCCUAUGGUGGUCCUUAUGCCGUCGCAGCCAUUUUCAAAAUUGGAAAUGACAUGUCGCAGUACAUCCAGCCCCAGUUGCUUCGUCUGCUUCUCAGAUGGGUGCAGUCCUACGAGACCGAUUCUCCCCAACCCGUCAUCAAGGGCGCUGCUCUCGCAUUGGCCAUGUUUGCCUGCGCCAUCUUCCAGACCACAAUGGUGCACCAGUACUUCCAGCUCGCUUUCGAGACUGGUAUGCGCAUCAAGGGUGGCCUCGGCUCCAGCAUCUAUCGGAAGGCGCUUCGACUCUCCAAUGAGGGUCGCGCUACCAAGUCUACCGGCGACAUUGUCAACUACAUGGCUGUCGACGCUCAGCGUCUGCAGGACCUGACCCAGUUUGCUCAGCAGGCUUGGUCUGCCCCCUUCCAAAUCGUUAUUUGCAUGGUAUCCCUCUACAGUCUCGUCGGAUGGUCCAUGCUGGCUGGCAUUGCUGUCAUGAUCAUCAUGAUGCCUAUCCAGGGCUUUGUCGCAAGACUCAUGAAGAAGCUUCAGAAGGAACAGAUGAAGAACAAGGAUGCCAGAAGCCGUCUCAUCAACGAAAUCAUCACCAACAUGAAGAGCAUCAAGCUCUACUCUUGGGGCUCUGCCUUUAUGAACAAGCUCAACUUUGUCCGAAAUGAGCAGGAGCUAAAGAACCUCCGCAAGAUUGGUGCCACCCAGGCCGUCGCCAACUUUACCUGGAACACUGCUCCUUUCUUCGUCUCUUGCUCAACUUUUACCAUCUUCGUCCUCACCCAAAACAAGCCUCUGACGACGGACAUUGUCUUCCCCGCUCUUGCUCUCUUCAAUCUGCUUUCGUUCCCCCUGGCCGUCCUGCCCAUGGUCAUCACCUCCAUUGUUGAAGCCUCCGUCGCUGUUGGCCGUCUCACAGACUUCUUCAACGCCGAGGAGAUUCAGCCUGAUGCCAUCACGGUUGGUCCUGCUCCUACCAAGCUCGGUGAAGAGUCUGUCAUCAUCCGCGAUGGUACCUUUUCUUGGAACCGCCAUGAGGAUAAAAAGGCUCUCAAGAACAUCAACUACACUGCUUACAAGGGCGAGCUCUCUUGCGUUGUUGGCCGUGUCGGUGCCGGCAAAUCCUCCUUCCUCCAGAGUGUCCUUGGUGAUCUCUGGAAGGUCGCAGGCCAUGCAGAGGUUCGCGGUAUGGUUGCCUAUGCGUCUCAGCAAACCUGGGUGCUCAACGCCACCGUCAAGGAAAACAUUGUCUUUGGGUACCGCUACGACUCUGAGUUUUAUGAAAAGACCGUCAAGGCCUGUGCUCUUCUGGAUGACUUUGCCCAGCUGCCCGAUGGCGACGAGACUGUUGUCGGUGAGCGCGGUAUCUCCCUGAGUGGAGGACAGAAGGCCCGUGUUUCCCUGGCCCGGGCUGUCUACGCUCGUGCUGACAUUUACCUCCUGGACGAUGUUCUGUCUGCUGUUGACUCUCAUGUCGGCCGACACAUCAUUGACAAUGUUCUUGGCCCCCGUGGCUUGCUCGCUUCGAAGACCCGCAUUCUCGCUACCAACUCCAUCCCUGUCUUGCGUCAGGCAAGCUACAUCACCCUCCUCCGCGACGGUGAGAUUGCUGAACGUGGCUCUUACAAUGAGUUAGUCGCCAAGAAGGGUCUCGUUGCUGACCUGCUACGUACUGCAUCGCAGGAAUCUGGCCAUGCUUCUGGAUCCUCCACGCCGCCUUCGAGCGAAUCCACCAUUGUUGACGCCGAGAGCAGCCAAGACAAGGAGGAGCUGGAGGAGGCUCAGGAGAACGUUCCUGAAAUGGCACCCAUUAAGCCUCCCAAGAUGGGACUCUCUGUCACUGACAAGGGUCGCUCCAGCAGCAUGGCUACCUUGCGCCGUGCCAGCACGGCUUCCUUCCGGGGACCUCGCGGCAAGCUCACUGAUGAGGAGAUGAACCCGAGUCGUCGCACUCAGCAGAAGAAGGAGUUUGUCGAGCAAGGCAAGGUCAAGUGGUCCGUCUACGGAGAAUACGCCAAGGAAAACAAUGCAAUUGCAGUCUUUGUCUACAUCACUGCCCUGCUUGCCGCUCAGACUGCCAACAUUGGUGCUGCUUUCUGGCUGCAGCAUUGGGCUGACCAAAACCGUGACAAGGGCACCAACGAAAACGUUGGCGCAUACAUUGGCAUCUACUUUGCGAUUGGUAUUUCGUCUUCUGCUCUUACUGUCAUCCAAACCCUCGUUCUCUGGAUCUUCUGCUCUAUUGAAGCCUCCCGCAAGCUGCACGAGCGCAUGGCCAACGCCAUCUUCCGCUCCCCCAUGUCCUUUUUCGACACGACUCCCACUGGACGAAUCCUCAACCGAUUCUCUAGCGACAUUUACAAGGUCGACGAGAUCCUUGCCCGUGUCUUCAACAUGCUGUUCAACAAUGUUGCGCGAUCUGGCUUCACCAUCUUGGUUAUUUCGUACACGACGCCUCCAUUCACCGCAUUCAUCAUUCCUCUGGGUCUGGCCUACUACUUUAUCCAGCGCUACUACCUCCGCACCUCGCGUGAGCUGAAGCGUCUCGACAGCGUCAGCCGCAGCCCCGUCUAUGCUCAUUUCCAGGAGUCUCUUGGUGGCCUCACCACCAUCCGUGCUUACCGCCAGCAGGAGCGCUUCCGUCUCGAGAACGAGUGGCGUCUUGAUGCCAACCUCAGGGCCUACUUCCCCUCCAUCAGCGCCAACAGAUGGCUUGCUGUACGCCUCGAGGUCAUGGGCGCCAUUGUCAUCUUGGCCGCUGCCGGCCUGGCCAUUAUUGCUGUUGCCAGCGGCUCUGGUCUCGGAGACGGCCCCAUUGGUCUCUCGCUGUCCCAGGCCCUGCAAAUCACCACCUCUCUCAACUGGAUCGUGCGACAGACUGUCGAAGUCGAGACCAACAUCGUCUCGGUCGAGCGUGUCCUCGAGUACGCCGCCCUGCCCAGCGAGGCCCCCGAGGUGAUUGCCAACCACCGGCCGCCUGUGGCCUGGCCUGCCAAGGGCGAGGUUGAGUUCAAGAACUACAGCACUCGCUACCGCGAGGGGCUCGAUCUCGUGCUCAAGAACAUCAACCUGGACAUCAAGUCGCAUGAGAAGAUUGGUGUUGUAGGUCGCACAGGAGCGGGCAAGUCGUCACUUACACUUGCGCUGUUCCGUCUGAUUGAGCCUGCGACUGGCAACAUUGGUAUUGACAACCUGAACACAUCAUCUAUCGGUCUGCUGGAUCUGCGCCGAAGACUUGCCAUUAUCCCGCAGGAUGCCGCUCUGUUUGAGGGCACCGUGCGUGAUAACUUGGACCCGGGACAUGUUCACGAUGAUACGGAGUUGUGGAGCGUUCUCGAUCAUGCUCGCCUCAAGGAUCACAUCAAGACUAUGGACGGUGGCCUGGAAGCCAAGAUUACUGAAGGAGGAUCGAACCUCUCUCAGGGACAACGCCAGCUGGUGUCGCUCGCGCGCGCCAUGCUGACGCCGUCCAACAUCCUGGUGCUCGACGAGGCGACGGCCGCCGUCGACGUGGAGACGGACGCGAUGCUGCAGACGACGCUGCGGUCGCCGCUCUUCUCCAACCGCACCAUCAUCACCGUCGCGCACCGCCUCAACACGAUUGUGGACAGCGACCGCGUCAUCGUCCUCGACAAGGGCGAGGUGGUUGAGUUUGACACGCCUGCAGCCCUGUACAAGAAGCAGGGCCAUUUCUACAACCUGAUGAAGCAGGCGGGUCUCGAGGUGGAGUGA
This is a messenger RNA of Akanthomyces muscarius, 4614 nucleotides long. RefSeq lists its product as uncharacterized. Gene Ontology annotation, cellular component: membrane. The transcript has 4 exons. NCBI's taxonomy places the organism in Eukaryota, Fungi, Ascomycota, Sordariomycetes, Hypocreales, Cordycipitaceae. The record is from RefSeq and is a predicted model, not a curated record. Gene Ontology annotation, molecular function: ABC-type transporter activity; ATP hydrolysis activity; ATP binding. Gene Ontology annotation, biological process: transmembrane transport. Bases 1 to 4614 code for a protein of 1537 amino acids.